CAUCGUUUUUCAGUAAAAAAAAAAGCUUUUUUUGUCAGAGCAGAAACAAGAGAAAAAAGAGUUGAAAGAUUAUCCCGUGCGGCCAUGGCAGCUCGCAGAAUAUCUUCACUGCUCACUUGUUCACUCUCUGCUUCAUCAUCUGUAUCUUCUUCUCUGCUUUCAUCUAUAGGGAAAAGCAGUGGUAGGUAUGCAAGUGUGAAGAGGUUUAGCAAUGCUGCGGCUCUGGAAGAUCUGGUCGUACCUCCUGUUCAAAUAUCUUACACUCAACAUUUAAUUGAUGGGAAAUUUGUAGAUGCCGCAUCAGGGAAAACAUUCCCUACCUAUGACCCCCGUUCCGGAGAAGUGAUUGCACGUGUUGCUGAAGGUGAUGCCGAAGAUAUUAAUCGAGCAGUCGCCGCUGCUCGUGAGGCGUUCGACGAGGGACCAUGGCCGAAAAUGACUCCCUAUGAACGGUCACGGAUUCUUUUGCGGUUUGCCGAUUUGGUUGAGAAACAUAGUGAGGAGCUUGCGGCAUUGGAGACAUGGAAUAAUGGAAAGCCUCACGAGCAGGCUACUAAAUCUGAAUUGCCGUUGCUCGUACGUCUUUUUCACUACUAUGCAGGUUGGGCAGAUAAGAUCCAUGGGCUAACAGUUCCGGCUGAUGGACCUCACCACGUUCAGACAUUGCAUGAGCCAAUAGGUGUUGCAGGACAGAUUAUUCCAUGGAACUUUCCUCUUCUCAUGUUUGCUUGGAAGGUUGGGCCUGCAUUGGCAUGUGGCAAUACCAUUGUCUUAAAGACUGCUGAGCAAACUCCAUUGACUGCUCUCUAUGUGGCUAAGCUGUUCCAAGAGGCUGGUCUCCCUCCAGGUGUUUUGAAUGUAGUUUCUGGCUAUGGUCCAUCAGCUGGUGCUGCUCUUGCCAGCCACAUGGAUGUAGACAAGGUUGCAUUCACAGGAUCAACUGAUACUGGAAAGAUUGUGCUUGAAUCGGCUGCAAGAAGCAAUCUGAAGCCGGUGACGUUAGAGCUCGGAGGAAAAUCGCCAUUCAUAGUAUGCGAAGAUGCUGAUGUUGACCAAGCCGUGGAGCUUGCUCAUUUUGCCUUGUUCUUUAAUCAGGGGCAAUGCUGCUGUGCUGGGUCUCGCACUUACGUUCAUGAACGUAUAUACGAUGAGUUCAUAGAGAAAGCAAAGGCACGUGCACUGCGACGCAUUGUUGGUGAUCCCUUCAAGAAUGGUGUUGAGCAAGGUCCUCAGAUUGACACGGAGCAGUUUGAGAAAGUUCUAAGGUACAUAAGAUCAGGAAAGGAAAGCAAGGCAACCCUUGAAUGUGGAGGUGACAGACUUGGAACAAAAGGAUACUUUAUCCAGCCUACUGUUUUCUCAAAUGUUACGGAUGAUAUGCUGAUAGCACAGGAUGAAAUCUUCGGGCCGGUGCAAUCUAUCCUGAAGUUCAAGGAUAUUGAUGAAGUGAUUAGAAGGGCGAACACAACCCGAUACGGUCUAGCAGCAGGAGUGUUCACCAAAAAUAUAGACACAGCAAACACAUUGACGAGGGCGUUGAGGGUGGGGACAGUUUGGGUUAAUUGCUUCGAUGUGUUUGAUGCCGCAAUUCCUUUCGGUGGGUACAAGAUGAGUGGCAUUGGAAGGGAGAAAGGGAUAUACAGUCUUCAUAACUACUUGCAGGUGAAGGCUGUCGUUACUCCUUUGAAGAAUCCCGCAUGGUUGUAAUUUUCCCUUUGCCUUGUUUCGUUUGGAACAUAAUAAACACACACCACUGACUUUUCUAGUUAUGCUACCAAGAGUUCCUGGAUCAAACAAAAUCAUUGUCUCUUUUAUUGCUCAAA
Hibiscus syriacus is the source of this 1823-nucleotide messenger RNA. Its product is annotated as aldehyde dehydrogenase family 2 member B4, mitochondrial-like. The record is from RefSeq and is a predicted model, not a curated record. The transcript has 10 exons. NCBI's taxonomy places the organism in Eukaryota, Viridiplantae, Streptophyta, Magnoliopsida, Malvales, Malvaceae. Gene Ontology annotation, molecular function: aldehyde dehydrogenase (NAD+) activity. The coding region runs from base 85 to 1707 and encodes 540 amino acids.